UUUUGGAUGAUGAAAUAGUUAGCCUAAGGUCUUGGCGAAAGAUGAGAAAACUACUUCCGCCUUACAAAGAGCGAAACUCUUGGGUUUAAGCCUUUAUUCUUUCCAGCCAAAAAAAAGUGUGAGAGGCUGCUUUUAAUACCGUAGAGUUAAGUUCAUUUUUGUUUUUGUCUUUUUUGGUCUUUUUUGUAAAGAAAAUUUUGCUGUCUUUAAUUGACGUGUCACGUAGUAUAUCGGACUUUGCUAAUCAUUUAAUCAACACUAUUGUACAAAUAGUAAAACAAAUGAGAAUUAUUUAGAUUUUGGUCCUCAAAAACUAUCAAAGCGAUCAAAAAUGGCACAGCUUUUGAAAGCCUCUGGUUUUCUCGGCCGAUCAAUUGUUCGUACGUUACGCCAAAACGACCUCCUCGUUUACAAAAGGCCGUGUUUGGCUUUCUUCCACACAACACCAAGGGAUUCUGCUCACAGUAUCGAGCCGAGAAAGACCCUCAGGGCCUCACUUGUACUAGAGGAUGGAACGAAUCUUUCAGGUUUUUCAUUUGGUCACAGCACUUCUUCUACUGGAGAACUUGUCUUUAAUACUGGGUUAGUUGGCUACCCUGAAGCACUUACAGACCCAAGCUACAAGGGUCAGAUUCUAAUGCUGACAUACCCUAUUAUUGGGAAUUAUGGAGUACCUAAUACCACUGAGCUGGAUGUGUAUGGUUUAUUAAAAAAUGUCGAGUCUUCGAAUAUUCAGGUUGCUGGUCUUAUAGUACAGGAUUAUACUCAUGGAUACAGCCAUUGGAAUGCUGUAAAAUCUCUCUCGCAAUGGCUCAAAGAGGACCAGGUACCAGCGCUAUACGGCAUUGAUACAAGAAGAUUAACAAAGAUAGUGAGAGAAAAGGGAACCCAUUUGGCGAAAAUUGAGUUUGAGGACCAGCCUGUUGAAUUUACAGAUCCUAACAAAAGAAAUUUGAUGGCUGAAGUAUCAACAAAGGAAGUCUUGGUGUAUGGAAAAGGAAAUCCUCACAAAGUCGUGGUAGUUGACUGUGGAAUCAAACAGAAUAUCAUAAGAAAUCUAGUGACGCGAGGUGCAGAGGUUCAUCUUGUACCAUGGAAUUACGACUACAGCCAGUUGGAAUACGAUGGAUUGUUUGUGUCUAACGGCCCUGGUGAUCCCGCACUAGCCACGGAUGCUAUCAACAGCUUAAAAAAGGUAUUAGACAAUGAUCGUCCAGAGCCAAUAUUUGGUAUUUGUAUGGGAAAUCAGUUGGUAGGACUGGCUGCAGGAGCUUCAACAUUCAGGUUAUCACUAGGACACAGAGGUCACAACCAGCCAGUUAUCAAUAAUCUUAAUGGCGAAGCCUUCAUCACAUCACAGAACCACGGCUAUGCUGUAGAUGAUACGACUCUUCCAUCUGAUUGGAAGACUUUGUUUUAUAAUCCCAACGAUCUGAGCAAUGAGGGAAUCGUACACAGGAAAAAACCUAUCUUUACAGCACAGUUUCACCCAGAACAUUGUGGAGGACCAACAGAUACUGAGUAUUUAUUCGAUGCCUUCAUGAAAAUGGUCAAGGAUGAAAAAUCUUCCAUUGAGGUGUUACAUCGACCUGUUCAUGUCCUUGAAAAAAAGAAGUUUUCCAAGGUUCUUGUGCUCGGCUCUGGUGGUCUGUCGAUUGGUCAGGCAGGAGAGUUUGAUUAUUCAGGUUCACAAGCUGUCAAAGCUUUGAAG
This is a messenger RNA of Actinia tenebrosa (Australian red waratah sea anemone), 1711 nucleotides long. Its product is annotated as carbamoyl-phosphate synthase [ammonia], mitochondrial. Gene Ontology annotation, molecular function: carbamoyl-phosphate synthase (glutamine-hydrolyzing) activity. The record is from RefSeq and is a predicted model, not a curated record. Gene Ontology annotation, cellular component: cytoplasm. Gene Ontology annotation, biological process: 'de novo' pyrimidine nucleobase biosynthetic process; L-glutamine metabolic process. Lineage: Eukaryota; Metazoa; Cnidaria; Anthozoa; Actiniaria; Actiniidae.